Messenger RNA from Chlorella variabilis, 510 nucleotides. RefSeq lists its product as hypothetical. The coding region runs from base 1 to 510 and encodes 169 amino acids. Gene Ontology annotation, molecular function: tRNA 2'-phosphotransferase activity. NCBI's taxonomy places the organism in Eukaryota, Viridiplantae, Chlorophyta, Trebouxiophyceae, Chlorellales, Chlorellaceae. Gene Ontology annotation, biological process: tRNA splicing, via endonucleolytic cleavage and ligation. The record is from RefSeq and is a predicted model, not a curated record. The transcript is spliced from 4 exons.
AUGGAUGCCUCGGGCUUCGUACCGUUGCCAGUACUGCUGCAAGAGCUGCGGUCCCCUGGUGCCACCGAGGCUGUUGUACGGCAUGUGGUUGCAUCAGACCUUAAGGGCCGGUACGAGCUGGACGAGUCUUCCGUCCCGCCCCGCAUCCGCGCCGUGCAAGGGCACAGCGUGCACCUGGCCGCGCCGCAGCUGGCGCCCGUGGGCAGCGCGGAUGAGGUGCCGCUGGCGCUCCACAUCACCUCACUGGAGGGUUGGAAGGCCAUACAGGAUAGCGGGGAGCUGCGGCGCAUGAGCCGCACGCAUGUGCACUUUGGGACGGAGCCGGGGCACUUGCGGCGCAACAGCUGGGCCACCGUCCUGCUGCGGCUCGACCUUCGGCAGGCCAUGCAGGAUGGGCAUGCCUUCUUCUUGGCUGCAAACGGCGUGCUGUUGUGCGAGGGACCGCUGCCGGCACGCUACUUGGAACAAGUGCAGCGCGACGCGCUGCCGCCAAGCUGGAACCAGCAAUAG